AUGAUGCAGAAGGUUGGUGCCACUGUCAUCCAUGCGAGUGACUCUAGCAAGGCUGUUGAAACCAAUUGCUCUAUGAAAAAAGUAGACAACAUUACAGCUAAUGCAACCAAGAAAGAUUACAAGAGCGAACCUUCAAGGAGGAAACCAAACUUAAGAACUAUGUGUGAUGUUAACAGAAGAAAAAAAUUAGACCAAAAAGAUGGAAGAGGCAAUAGGGUUACUCAAAAGAAGAAAAAAAGUGAUAAGUCUAAUGAUAGAGAUCAGAGAUCUUCUACAAAGAAAAGAAAAAAAUUAGAGGAUCCUAGCCAUGGUUGUUAUGAUGUUUAUCAAGUUCAAGCAUCUAGUGAUGAUGCCGUGGACCUGACAGUUGAAGAUUUGAUGGUCAUAGCUGAACAGUAUGUCAACGAAUAUGAGAACAAGGAUCGAAAAGAAAUAUCAAGUAGACAGCGUGAAUCAAAAUUGGAAUUUCAAGUUAGAUAUGAAACUGGAACCACUCUUGAUUCCCCUUGUGAAAACAAAAAUUCAUCCGAGUCUGGAAGGGAAGAUUUAUCUAAUUCUACUUCAACAACCGAUGAAGUUAUUGCUACAAACACCUCUCAAACAGGUGAUCCUGCUCAAGACAUCCUGAACCUGUUCUUAGGCCCCUUGCUGAGGAAAACUCUUGAGAAGGAGGAGAAGAACAAAUCUAUUGUAGAAAAUGCCAAGAUUACCCAUGAUUUCACUUGGCAAAGUCAAGAUGAACUUGCUGGAGAAGAAAUGGUCCCCUUAAUGAAGAAAAGAAACACCUUGAAAGACAAGGUGGCAAUGUUUCUUGACCAAGAUUUGUAG
Messenger RNA from Sphenostylis stenocarpa, 828 nucleotides. The record is from the annotation of a GenBank genome assembly. NCBI's taxonomy places the organism in Eukaryota, Viridiplantae, Streptophyta, Magnoliopsida, Fabales, Fabaceae.